AUGAAUGGCGGCGCUAUCUUCAAGCAGCAUCUUGAAGAUGGGAAAGAUGCCUUGUUCAAGGGCGGCAUGGUUGUGCCCAUGGGUGACAGUACUGAAGAAGUCCGGGCCAUUCGCGAGCAACUUGUUAAUCCCAAUAGUGCUAUAUGGGACUCGACCUAA
Molecule: messenger RNA, 159 nt
Organism: Penicillium paradoxum
Lineage: Eukaryota; Fungi; Ascomycota; Eurotiomycetes; Eurotiales; Aspergillaceae
Product: YCII-related protein
Exons: 1
Coding region: 1-159 (52 amino acids)
Source: RefSeq, a predicted model, not a curated record